UAUUGGUGGUGUAGAGAGGUUCUCACCUGUUGUUAAAAGCGGUUAAUUAAAAAAGAAAAAAGAAUACAUUUUUUUCUCCUCUUGAGGUUUUUGGAGUGCGUGCCUUCAGGAUGACGGACGCUCUUUUACCAAAUGGCAUCAACGACGGCGGCGGAGACAAAACUUAUUUCAAAAAGGGUUGCAACCCAUUCGCACAGACUGGACGCAGCAAACUGCAGAACACACGAGCCAGUCUUAACCAGCAGAUCAUCAAACAGAUGAGGAUGAGGGCUGGAGCUGAGAAUCUGCUCAAGGCUACAUCUAAUAGCAAGGUGAAAGAAAUGGUUCUCUUGGAGUUGAGCUACGUUAACUCAAACCUUCAGCUUCUGAUGAGCGAGUUGGAAGGUCUCAACAGCUCUGUGGAGGUUUACCAGAACAACCAAGAUUCUGCCAACAUUCCCCUCAUUGCUCUGGGCCUGAAGGAGACAAAAGAAGUUGACUUCUCUACUCCAUUCAAGGACUUUAUCUUGGAGCACUAUAGUGAAGACGGGAAGACGUUUGAAGAUGAGAUUGCUGACUUCAUGGACCUGCGACAGGCAUGCAGAACACCAAGUCGAAGUGAGGCCGGGGUGGAGCUGCUUGCAAAAUACUACAGCCAUCUUCCUCUGAUAGAGAGCCGAUUCUUCUCCCCAAUCAGACAGACAGGCAUCUUCUUCACAUGGUAUGACUCCUUCACAGGAGUGCCACUAUGUCAACAAAACCUGUCACUAGAGAAGGCCAGUAUCCUUUUCAACAUGGCCGCCCUCUACUCUCAGAUCGGUACCCGUGCUAAUCGACAGACACUAACUGGCCUGGAGGAGGCUGUUUCUUCCUUCCAGAAAGCUGCAGGUGUCUUGAAUAACCUUAAGGAGACUUUCACCCACACCCCCAGCUACGACAUGAGUCCAGCCAUGCUCAGUAUGCUGAUUCGGCUGAUGCUUGCUCAGGCUCAAGAGUGCUUGUUUGAGAAGAUUGCACUACCUGGCAUCCGAAACCAGUUUUACUCUCUGAUGAAAGUUGCACAAGAGGCUGCAAAGGUCUCAGAAAUCUACGACCAAGUCCAUCAGUGCAUGAUCCAGACACCAGUAAAAGACAACGUGCCAUUUUUCUGGUCCACCAUGUCACAAAUUAAAACCAACCACUACCGCUCCAUGGCACACUACUUUGUAGCUUCAGCACUGCUGGACCACCAGUUGGGUCCGGGCGAUGAUGAGGACAAGCAGGAGAAGACCUUGUCACAGGUGUAUGAUAGCCUUCCUGAGGGAUGCACUGCUCUGGACAUCUUAAAGAACAAAGAUGAACGUCAGCGGAUUGGUAAAGCUCACAUCCGUCGUGCCAUCUUCGGUCAUGAGGAGGCUUUGAGGAUUUAUGGAUUGUGUAAGAAUACCAACAACUUGGAGGUCCUGCAGGAAAUUUUAAAAGCCAGUCACCAGCGCUCACUCAACAAGCACAGUGAAAAUGAAAAUGAAGAAGAGUUCCCUGAUUAUAUGGAGGCCCCAGAAAUCAUCUCUAAAACAGAACACAAAGCAGAGAUGGAAUUUCCCGCAGCUGCAAAGGUGAAAGUCAUCGACUUUUUCCAGAGGCUGGGCCCGCUGUCAGUCUUCUCGGCCAAGCAGCGGUGGACUGCCCCACGGACAAUACGGGUUCGCUCAGACGACAGAGACCUGGGUUUCACACUGAAAGGAGACUCACCAGUUCAGGUGGUUUCACUGGACCCUCUCUGUGCAGCUGCUGCUGAUGGCCUCAAAGAGGGUGACUACAUUGUUGCUGUGGGUGACACAGAGUGCAAGUGGAUGAGCGUGAGUGACGUGAUGCGACUUCUGAAGGACGUGGACGAGGAGGGGAUUGAUAUCCAGGUGGUCAGCAUGAUGGACAACAGCACUGCCAUGCCUACCAAGAGUGCAACCUUCUGUGGAAACUUGCCUAAGACCUACUCCAUGAUUUGUCUGGCCUAUAAUGAAGAUGACAAGAACUCCAAGUCUCGCAAAGUAGCCAAGAAGUCAUCAUUCCUCAGCUGGGGUUUAAAGAACAAGAUGAAGAGUGCCAGCACCCUCAGCCUUCCCACAGCAGACAAGGCCGGCGCUCUGCCCUGGAAUAAACCUUGUCCCACCUUCCCCAGCUCCAGCUCCUACAACAAUGACAGUGGCCUCUACUGAACUAACUGCAGCUGUUACUGUCUGCAGUACGCAUAUUGAGCCCAGUAUACAGUACUGUGCUGUACCUAUACUGGACCUGUUUUGUGUACUAUCAGUGACCUUUGGUGUUUCCACUGGAAUACUAAGCAGCAGUGUAUGUAGUAUGUUGCUUUGGAAAGUGGCUGUGCCAAAUACUGUAUAUUGGUGCCCUUGAUGGUAUGUGGGUGCUUUCCCAGCACAGUUCUGUAUCUGAUGCAAGUUGCACUGUACGUCAGACACAAUAAAAAAGCAUUUAGUGCCAUUCCAGUAUAUGUACAGCACAGUAAAACUGCACUGUGGGAAAAACUAAAAUAUAUACACACACACACGGAGCACUGAGACUGGCUUCUUAGUUAAGCUGCGAUUUCAGUGUUUUGUUUUGUUUUUGUUUUUUCUGAAAAACAUGCUCCAGACGAAUCGAAGAAGAAAACAAAGUUGUGCAAACACACCCAGCCCCAGUUUCUGCUUGACUGCAAGGCAGUGAUUUGAUUGUGGGUUAAGCACUCCCUUGUUAGUGCCAUUGUGUACAGAGCUGUACACAGUGAGCAUAGCUGUGCAUACUGUAUAUGGGAAGGAAUCUCUUAUUGCCACAGUUUUGUAGAAAUUAGUGGCUGCUGAUCAGUUUCGGGAUUUCAAAUUCAUGGAUUUUAUGGAUGUAGAUUUAAUAAACUAUGUUGCAGUAUGUUAAACAGUGAUUGAGGGAAUGCUAAUAGUAUAGAGGAGUUUUAUUAUGUCUGGGAAGAGAGGUGUGAUGAAUGCAAUAUUAUAUAAGCUGCUAAAAAAAAAAAAAAAUCAUAUGUGUACCAUGGUUAUGUAUUACUGUCAUUUGUAUUUGUGAGACAGUCUUUGAGGACUGUUGUUUCUGCUGAGUGCCGUUCCUGGGACACAGUUUUAAAUGCACAAAUAUUGGUAUUUUAGAUUUGCUUAAUGUACCAGUUAUGCCACAGACCAAUAUGCCUCCAAGUUCCAGAAAUACAAGGAUGUAUCAUUUACCUUUGUGAUUCAUCCUACCCGCUUCCCUAAGAAGAGCAUGACCUGUGUUUUAUUGAUGUGAAUUUUGAUGUAGUUAAAGUUUAUUAUGUCUGUAGAAGGGAAGAAUGUGGGCAGACUGAUGACUUUCCUGCAUCACUUGGACAGCCAGUCACCCUACAGUGACUCUGAUCAAAUCCCACAUUUGGGUUUCUACUCUUUAUCUACCUGUCUUUAUCUUAGUCACAUUCCCUAUUUUACUGACACUUUGCCGUGUUGGACUUUCUCUUUAUCUACAAAGUAGAUUCUUAUACACAUUUGAUAAUCAAAUUAUUUAUGUAAUAAAAAACACAAAAAUAUAUAUUUACCUGUAAGCUGUAGGUUGUAGAGCUACUUUGUGAAUGGUCAAGUUGUGAAUGUUGUUUUGCACGCGAGAGUCCUUGGUUUGUUUCUUGAAUGAAUGUAUUUUACUAGCCUUGCUUAAUCCAUUAGCGAACUUAUAUAUUGCUGCAUUUCAAUGUUUUAAAUUCUAAAAGUUUUUAAGCAGUUUCACUGAGAAGACGUAACAUUCUUUACUGUUUACCUGUUACUUUCUUUUAAGUGCCAUUUAUGCUAAAUCAUGAAGGAAAAUGCCUCACUGAGUGUGUAACAAGUCUGUGCAGUGAAUGCUUCAUAUUUUGUUAAGUGUACUAACAGAUGCAGAGGAUCAUCUUUUUUACAUCUUUGUGUUCAUGUUACAGUGCCUAAUAAUUCUAAAUGCCUUAGUGUAUCUGCAGAGGUUUAUGGUACCUGUUUUUCUAAAGCUUUCAGGUUGCCUUUGUUCCUUUCUGUGCUUGGUCCUGCAUAGCUCUGUGUUGAUAAGUCUUUGUAUGAGUUCAAAUGACAAUAAAAAGGAAUAAAACACAUGGGGAAGAUAAAAUUCAUUAAUUCUGUCUGUGGUUCCAGUUACCAAUCAGGUCGGGAAUGCGUGGAAUGAGUCUUGACCACAUACACGCCAAGU
Messenger RNA from Pelmatolapia mariae (spotted tilapia), 4161 nucleotides. RefSeq names its product rhophilin, Rho GTPase binding protein 2 (gene rhpn2). Lineage: Eukaryota; Metazoa; Chordata; Actinopteri; Cichliformes; Cichlidae. Bases 111 to 2174 code for a protein of 687 amino acids. Gene Ontology annotation, molecular function: protein binding. The record is from RefSeq and is a predicted model, not a curated record. The transcript is spliced from 15 exons. Gene Ontology annotation, biological process: signal transduction; negative regulation of stress fiber assembly.